AUGGAGAAGGAGUACAAGAAGGUGGCGAAUUGGGUGACGCCGAAGAAAAAGCACGGCCUACCCGUAUUCCCGGAAGAAAUCGUGAUGGGCGGGAUGACAGCCGACGGCGAGACCCUCUAUGUGGCCAGGGCUGAGCACGAUAACGACACUCUGCCCGGCAAGGUCCAACAGAAUCACAGUCAUUGCUAUGUCGGGUAUAACGGGGAGGAGUAUUCCAAGGAAUCCUAUAAGGUGCUGGUGAAUCCCGCCAAGAGCAACCUGGACUGGGUGGCGGCAUCCGGGGGGUCGGUCCCGGCGGGGGCCCUGCAGGGAGGACGCACGGCCGAGGGGGAGGCGCUCUUCAUCGGCAGGUGCAAGCACGGGGGUGAUACCGUCUGCGGGAAGUCUUUUCAAAGUCCUUUCCGUCAUCAUAUCGAUUCCACGAAGGUCAUCUUCGAUUUGGCGUACGGAGAAAAAUCGCCGGGGUCCAAGUCUGGUGCACGGGGAGGAUUCGGUCGAACUUGA
Darwinula stevensoni is the source of this 504-nucleotide messenger RNA. Lineage: Eukaryota; Metazoa; Arthropoda; Ostracoda; Podocopida; Darwinulidae. The record is from the annotation of a GenBank genome assembly.